CAUGAGAAGAGCAUCCGAGGACGGAAGCGUCACAUCCUCUGUAUGCCAAGCAUCAUCUGCGAGGCGGUGUGUCUGUGAAUGUGUGCGGCAGAUCAUCACUCAUGGUGCUCUUCGUGUAAAUACUGACGCUCAUUCGGGCGUCCAUCAUUCAGCAGCGAGUGAAAGCGGAACGGGAGAAGCGUGCGUUUGCGUUACUACACCAGACGACCAAAGCCGAGCCGCGGCUUUAUUAAAACAUGUAGCGAGCACGCAUUAGUGACGUCGCCGCAGCAUAUCGCCUUACGUCACAUGCUGGUAAAUCCGUCGCGUUUCGUCGUGCACCGAUUGGAUUGUAGGUUUGCUAAUAAAGCAGGACGCGUUCGGCGCGCGCUUGUGGAAUGACACCGUCGCGCGACAUCCAUCCGCGCAGCAGCUGACGUUUGACGAAGACUGAGCGCGGAGCGGCUUGAUUUCACCGCUGUGAAGGAUGAAAACCCGCGAAUAUCAGCAAAUAGACCCUCAGGCACUCGCGACUCCCACCCCGACACCUCCACCGCGACCUCUGCCCGAGCACAAGCCCCGACGAGCCCGGAGGAACUGGGAGGUGUUUCCCGGGAAGAACCGCUUCUACUGUGACGGGCGCAUCGUCGUGGCGCGUCAGAGCGGCGUGCUGCCGCUCACACUGGGACUCAUCCUGAUCACCAGCGGACUCUUCUUCAUAUUCGACUGCCCGUUCCUGGUGAAGCACCUCACCAGCUGCAUCCCGGCCAUCGGAGGGGUCCUGUUUGUGUUUGUGAUCAUCUCUCUCCUCCAGACCAGCUUCACAGAUCCGGGGAUUCUGCCCCGGGCCACACCAGAGGAGGCCGUAGACAUCGAGAAACAGAUCGACAACCCGACGGGCUCGUCCUCAUCCUACCGCCCCCCGCCGCGCACGAAGGAGGUCGUCAUCAAUCAGCAGGUGGUUAAACUCAAGUACUGCUUCACCUGCAAGAUCUUCCGUCCGCCGCGCACCUCCCACUGCAGCCUGUGUGACAACUGUGUGGAGCGCUUCGAUCAUCACUGCCCCUGGGUCGGCAACUGUGUGGGCAAACGAAACUACCGCUUCUUCUACACCUUCAUCGUCUCCCUGUCUUUCCUCACAGCCUUCAUCUUCGGCUGUGUAACCACACACCUGGCUCUAAGGUCGCAAGGAGGAAAUGGGCUUGUUUUCGCUCUCCAAGCGAGUCCUGCCAGUGCUCUUGAGUUAGUGGUCUGCUUCUUUUCAGUUUGGUCCAUUUUGGGCCUCUCAGGCUUCCAUACUUACCUGGUGGCUUCAAAUCUUACUACCAAUGAGGAUAUUAAAGGUUCCUGGUCAGGGAAAAGUGGAAAUGAGGUCGUUGGAAAUCCUUACAGUUACAACAGCAUUAUCAAAAACUGCUGUUCUGUGCUCUGUGGCCCCAUGCCGCCCAGUUUGAUUGACAGGCGAGGCUUUGUGCCCUCCGAUGACUCGGUCCAGACCAGUCCUGUGGAAAUCGAACUCCCUGCUGCUAAAAACGACAUAAACAUGUGCACACAGGGAACCAAAGGUCUGCUGGAAACGGCCUCUCGAUCUCCUCUCCUCACAAGCUCCUGUCCGCAGGCCAAACCUCAAGCCGUCUUGGAGACUCUACCAGAGAUCGUCCCAUCACCUGUCCCAGAGCCGCCCAAGAGCGCAGGAGGACGCCAGUCGACCAGCACCCCUCACAAACAUCACUCCCACCACAGAUCCAAGGCAAAACAAAGCACUCAUCACACCCACAACCCGACUCCCAAGACGUCCAACUCCUCUCCAAGACCCUAUCACAGCCACAGUUCAAGACAGAGAGACUCUAAGAACAGAGACCCCAAAUUCAGUUCUCUGCGCUGAGCAAUCAGACUCUGUCAACCUGCAUAUUAAUGCGUUUCCUGGAUUAUUUGAAUUUGUCCUCAUCAGAUUGAUUGAUUCAUGGGGUUUCAAUUGAGAC
Molecule: messenger RNA, 1961 nt
Organism: Carassius carassius (crucian carp)
Lineage: Eukaryota; Metazoa; Chordata; Actinopteri; Cypriniformes; Cyprinidae
Gene: zdhhc18b
Product: zinc finger DHHC-type palmitoyltransferase 18b
Exons: 9
Coding region: 467-1864 (465 amino acids)
Biological process (GO): peptidyl-L-cysteine S-palmitoylation; protein targeting to membrane
Cellular component (GO): endoplasmic reticulum; Golgi apparatus
Molecular function (GO): protein-cysteine S-palmitoyltransferase activity
Source: RefSeq, a predicted model, not a curated record